UUUGGUAACAUCUCGCGUAUCUCCUAGAGUUGCUAGGUCGUUCUCGAUAUAAACUUCUAACCACAAGCCUACCAUAAACUGCAUCCCCCACCAGAACUAUGGCUCUAGUAAUGAUCACAGCUAUAGCCCUUCUGGCAGUCAUAUUCAUGGCUUCAUUUGUUGGGCUGAUGGUAAUUUGCAAGCACAAGUGUGGAAAACUCGAUUUCACGGCUCAACGAAGCGAAGCAGGAUAUCCCAAGAGAGUUUCAAACAAAAAGCAGGUGGAACUCAUUGGUGCUAAUUUUAACAUAAAUGCAGACUUUGGACGUUGUCUUUCCAAUGAAGAUCUGUCUGGAAUUUUUCUGGAUCCUGAUUGGCAAGGAGAUGCAGAAAGACUCAUUGGUCACUGUGUGGAACUUCUAAAGACAUGCCAUGAAUUGACUGAAAAACUGGUAGCGUAUACAGUAGAGAAUGGACCCAAGAUAAAAUCCCAGGAUGGCAUGAAGCAGAUAAUGGCAUCAGCAAGACAUAUUGGUCCAAAGGUUGAUGAAUUGGUGGAAGCCAUGUACACUCCCUCAGACUCCAGACAAAUUGAGGAAAAGUCAAGUGCUCUAUACCUUGCAGUACACCUAUUGCUACAGGUGAUCAAAAGCGUAUCUGAUCAACCAGAGCAGUUACAUUGGGCAGAUGAUGUUAUUCACUUGAUUGAGCAACAUAUUGAGGAAAUGAGGAGAGACAGUCAGCCUGACCCAAAUCUACUUGAAGCUGUUGGUAAUGCAUGUCGUAAAAAUGAGCCAGUGACUGGUAGCAAACAAAGUCGGUGUUUUGUAAACAGGACCUUCCUUGCAUAAACAACUAUUAAUUAUUGUGAUAUGUAGCUCGUAUAGAAAAUGUACAGAAAUAAUCAAAUAUGACAUAUAAUUUUAUUGAUUUUUUUUUUUUUCCUAAAAAUUUUAAAAUUAUUUUGGUAUUCUAUGCAUGUUCAUGUGUAAAUUAAAUGCAAUACUGUAUGCUAGAAUUUUAAAUUUCAAUUUUAUUCAUUUCUAAAUUAUAUAUUACAAUAUAAUCUAUUUGGAGUUUAAAGCAUGCUUAGAAUGUUCUCUAUUAGAGACUAAAUUGAUUAAAAUGAUAAAUCUAAAAUCAAGAAAAACGUAAAGUUGACCUAAUUUUUUCACACUUUACACACUUUUCAUGAUCAAAAAGCAGAUUGCUGAAUAGAAAGAGGCAGGAUAAAGUGUAAAAGAACAGAUUCCUAAACAAAACAUGGCUGUAGGGAAAUAUAUAUAUAUAUAACUAUGUGUAAUAAAUACAUAAUUUACCUUU
Molecule: messenger RNA, 1302 nt
Organism: Actinia tenebrosa (Australian red waratah sea anemone)
Lineage: Eukaryota; Metazoa; Cnidaria; Anthozoa; Actiniaria; Actiniidae
Product: transmembrane protein 98
Cellular component (GO): endoplasmic reticulum
Source: RefSeq, a predicted model, not a curated record